Peromyscus eremicus (cactus mouse) is the source of this 2555-nucleotide messenger RNA. RefSeq names its product acyl-CoA dehydrogenase long chain (gene Acadl). Gene Ontology annotation, molecular function: flavin adenine dinucleotide binding; long-chain fatty acyl-CoA dehydrogenase activity. NCBI's taxonomy places the organism in Eukaryota, Metazoa, Chordata, Mammalia, Rodentia, Cricetidae. Gene Ontology annotation, cellular component: mitochondrion. Gene Ontology annotation, biological process: fatty acid beta-oxidation using acyl-CoA dehydrogenase; long-chain fatty acid catabolic process; carnitine metabolic process, CoA-linked. The coding region runs from base 62 to 1345 and encodes 427 amino acids. The transcript is spliced from 11 exons. The record is from RefSeq and is a predicted model, not a curated record.
CGUCCCGCCCGCGUCCGCUGCAGAGCCCGAGCCCAGUCCUCCGCCCGCCCGGUGUCCCGCCAUGGCUGCGCGCUUGCUCCUCCGCUCCCUGCGCCUCCGUUCCGCGCCACGCCCGCCGCCCGCCGCCCGAUGUUCUCAUUCUGGAGCAGAGGCACGUUUGGAAACCCCUUCUGCUAAAAAAUUAACUGAUAUUGGAAUCAGAAGAAUCUUUUCCUCGGAGCACGACAUUUUCCGGGAAAGUGUAAGGAAGUUUUUUCAGGAAGAAGUAGUUCCUCACCAUACAGAAUGGGAGAAGGCUGGAGAAGUGAGUAGAGAGCUCUGGGAGAAAGCUGGCAAGCAAGGCCUGCUCGGCGUCAACAUCGCCGAGAAACACGGCGGUAUCGGUGGAGACUUCUUUUCCACAGCAGUUACUUGGGAAGAGCAAGCAUACUCAAAUUGCACAGGCCCUGGUUUCAGCCUUCACUCAGAUAUCGUCAUGCCCUAUAUUGCAAAUUAUGGCACAAAAGAGCAGAUUGAGCACUUCAUCCCCCAGAUGACGGCGGGCAAGUGCAUCGGUGCCAUAGCGAUGACAGAGCCUGGUGCCGGAAGUGACUUACAGGGCGUAAGAACAAAUGCCAAGAAGUCUGGGAGUGAUUGGAUUCUCAAUGGAAGCAAGGUGUUCAUCACUAAUGGCUGGUUAAGUGACCUUGUGAUCGUGGUCGCCGUCACCAAUCGUGAAGCUCGGUCGCCUGCCCACGGUAUUAGCCUUUUCUUGGUAGAGAAUGGAAUGAAAGGAUUUAUCAAGGGCCGGAAGCUACACAAAAUGGGGAUGAAAGCUCAGGACACGGCAGAACUAUUUUUUGAAGAUGUCCGAUUGCCAGCUAGUGCCCUACUUGGGGAAGAGAAUAAAGGCUUCUACUACCUCAUGCAAGAGCUCCCACAGGAAAGGCUGUUAAUUGCAGAUUUGGCCAUUUCUGCCUGUGAGUUCAUGUUUGAAGAAACCAGGAACUAUGUUAAGCAAAGGAAAGCUUUUGGGAAAACAGUUGCACACAUACAGACGGUGCAGCAUAAACUAGCAGAAUUAAAAACACACAUAUGUGUAACCAGAGCUUUUGUGGACAGCUGCCUGCAGUUGCAUGAAGCAAAACGUCUGGAUUCUGGCACAGCUUCCAUGGCAAAAUAUUGGGCAUCUGAAUUACAGAACAGUGUAGCUUAUGACUGUGUCCAACUCCAUGGAGGCUGGGGGUACAUGUGGGAGUACCCAAUUGCAAAGGCUUAUGUGGAUGCUCGGGUUCAGCCAAUCUACGGUGGUACCAACGAAAUAAUGAGAGAGCUGAUCGCAAGACAGAUCGUCAGUGACACCUAGACAUCUGUCUACACCCUGGAAUCCUAUUACAUACAGCUAAUCUGGAUUCAGAUCUACUUGAGAUAAAAUGUAACCUGGAAAGGGGGGAAAAUAGUAAAGCUGUUUUUAUGUAUGAUUGUUACAGAGGGAGACAUAAAAUACAAAGAGUAACACAGGAAAAAGAAAAUUUUUGAACCCAAAGAGUCUAAAGUUAUGCUGUAAAAGGUUUAACCUUUUUUUUUUUAUAUAUAUACAGGGAAUGUUGAAGAUUUUCUAACUCGAGAGCCUUAAUGUCUUACUUGUCUUUCAAAUUCUGAAGAGCAUAAAUUGCUUUGAUCCUUAAAGUUGAAGCAGAAAUAAUUUUAUAUUCUUACAACAUUAAUAAUACUUACAGACUUUGAAAAGGCAAAAUAAUUGUAACUCAUAGAGAGUCAUUUCAGCUACUUUUUGUUCCAAAUUCCCUAGAACAUUGGUUUUUACCAUCUUACCACCAAUCCCAUGCUUUUUACGCAAUGAAUGGAACCCUUUCUUCAGAAAAGAACGGACUGUACACUUAGAGGCAAUUAUGUAUCAAUUAAAAAUAAAGUAAAACUUUAAAACAAAUCAUGUGUUGGAUGUGUAUGAGGCACUGAAAAAUGAGAAUGUGUUCUGAUGUGAGAUUGCAUAGUUUCAUAGGUGAGACACGUGGGCUUUCAACAGAUUCCAUUCAGUUUAAUUUAAAUAGGAAAACUCAGAAAUUCAACAUCCUUAAAUUUCGAAAUGUUUGGUAGGUAUCAAAGCAAAGCCUUUUAUUUUUUUAACAGUGUGAUUUAUUUAUAUUUACUAAAUAUUGUGCAUCUUUUGUAAACUAGGCUGUUAAAAAUGUUGGAAAGCAAGCCUGGAAUAACCCUCCUACGAACUAGUAGUAAUACAAUUUAAAUAUUCCAGCCAAGCUAAGUAUAGUAGAAGUAAGCCUUUAAAACAUGAGUGUAGGGCUGGAGAGACAAUUCAGAGGUUAAGAGCACUGGCUGUUCUUCCAAAGGUCUUAAGUUCAAUUCCCAGCAACCACAUGGUAGCUCACAACCAUCUGUAAUGGGAUCUGAAGCUCUCUCUGGCAUGCAUGCAGAUGGAGUACUCAUACCUAACAAAAUACAUAAACAAAUAAAAUUUUAAAAAAUAUAAGUGGAAAAAUCAUAUUUGAGACUUACAUAAUUAUUAUGAAAAAUAAAGUCAUUAGUUUAUAAACUGACAA